ACAUCGAGAAGAGAUGUUGUUUUAUGUUGUAAUUAUUGGAAUUUUAAGUUUUUCUUACGUAUUGGGCGUUAAUGAUAUGUCAGAAGAGACCUGUGAGACUUUACCCUCCGAAAUCCACUUGACGAAAGAGGAGUACGAUGAAUUGGGAAGACUUCAGAGAACCUGCAACGGUGAAAUAGCAGUCAAUAAAUGCGAAGGAUCCUGCAAGAGCCAGGUACAACCAUCUGUUAUCACACCUACAGGAUUUUUAAAGGAAUGCUACUGUUGUAGAGAGAGCUUCUUGAGGGAGAGAAUAGUCACCUUAUCCCACUGCUACGAUCCAGACGGUGUCAGGCUGACAGCAGAAGGAAACAACGCUAUGGACGUCAAACUUAGAGAACCGUCCGAAUGCAAGUGUUUCAAAUGCGGCGAUUUUAGCCGAUAAAAUCAAUUUGCAACAGAUGAAUGCCAAGUGACCCCUGUGAUACAUGUUCUACAAUACCCAGGCUGUGUACCGAAGCCUAUACCCAGCUUUGCUUGUAUAGGAAGGUGUGCUUCUUAUUUGCAAGUUUCUGGCAGUAAAAUUUGGCAAAUGGAAAGAUCCUGCAUGUGUUGCCAAGAAUCAGGUGAACGAGAAGCUUCAGUUUCAUUGUUUUGUCCAAAAGCUAAACCAGGAGAACGAAAGUUCAUAAAGGUUACCACCAAAGCACCUCUGGAAUGCAUGUGCAGACCAUGUACAGGAGUCGAAGAAAGUGCUGUAAUACCACAAGAAAUGGCAGGAUAUUCGGAUGAAACUCCUCUAUCAGGACAUUUUCUAAAAUCUCACCAAUUGUAAAUUAUUUAGAAAAUUAAUAUACAUUUAAAUUAAAAAAAUAAAACAAUUUUGAUU
Molecule: messenger RNA, 868 nt
Organism: Diabrotica virgifera virgifera (western corn rootworm)
Lineage: Eukaryota; Metazoa; Arthropoda; Insecta; Coleoptera; Chrysomelidae
Product: partner of bursicon-like
Exons: 6
Biological process (GO): G protein-coupled receptor signaling pathway
Cellular component (GO): extracellular region; bursicon neuropeptide hormone complex
Molecular function (GO): neuropeptide hormone activity; G protein-coupled receptor binding
Source: RefSeq, a predicted model, not a curated record